Pogoniulus pusillus (Red-fronted tinkerbird) is the source of this 1668-nucleotide messenger RNA. Its product is annotated as serine/threonine-protein kinase PAK 3-like. The transcript is spliced from 13 exons. Gene Ontology annotation, cellular component: cytoplasm. Gene Ontology annotation, molecular function: ATP binding; protein serine/threonine kinase activity. The record is from RefSeq and is a predicted model, not a curated record. Lineage: Eukaryota; Metazoa; Chordata; Aves; Piciformes; Lybiidae. Gene Ontology annotation, biological process: intracellular signal transduction; protein phosphorylation; regulation of MAPK cascade. The coding region runs from base 1 to 1668 and encodes 555 amino acids.
AUGAGUGCCAGUGCUGCUGGAGGGCUGCUGCGAAAGAAAGACGCCAGCCCUUUGGGUGUGCUUGCUCUGUGGGGCUGCCCACAGCAGAGGCUGCCGACGCCUCUGAUGCCUGUUCCCUUGCUCCUUGCAGAUCAGAUCGGCCGUGGAUUCAGGGCAGCCCAUCCCUCGGACUCGGGGCCAGGAGCAGAGAAUGCUGGAGCUGCUGCUGGCUCCGACAAAGAGGAGAAGGGCUUUGAAGAGAGGCCAUACAGCUCUGAACAUCAACCUCUCAGGCUGCACCAACCCGAAAGUGUAAAAUCAGAGACACCAUCAGGAUCAGGAUGCCUGCUAGACCAAUCAGCCUCUGCUGAUGAGGAUGAAGAUGGAGCAGGUGGCUAUGAAUAUGAGGACUAUGGCAGACAGGAGCUUGCCAAUGAUACAGCUGAAAGAGUUAAGGAAGUCGAGGCUGAGGAAAACUGGGAGGAUGACUAUGCACCUCUUCCUGUUACGGUCCUGUGCCCACCAUCUGAUGACAGACAAUCAAACACACUACCAGGACCAGGUCACCUGCCAGAUGGAUCCACUUCUAACAAUGAUGGGAAUUCAGCAGAUGAUGAUGAGUAUGACAGAGAGGAGAAUGAGGAAUAUGAAGAUCAGUUUGAAAGAGUUGAGAAAGAUGAGGCUGAGGAUGGUGAAAACUGGGAGGAUGACUAUGAUCCUCUGCCUGUUGUGGUCCCACCAUCUGAAGAGAGAAAAUCAGUGUGGGCAUCCUACAGCGAGAGGUGCAGGCAGCAGCAGCCAGAUGAGGUCUCCCUGGACAAGCUUGGGAGCAUUGUGAGCAUGGGAGAGCCUGAGAGUAAAUACGCUGAAGCCGAAAAGCUUGGCCAAGGGAGCUAUGGAGCUGUUUAUCGUGCUGUUGAGAUGGCCACAGAACGAGAGGUGGCCAUCAAGCACAUCCGUGUGGCUCCAGAGGACGAGGAGUAUGUGGUAAACGAAAUCCUCGUGAUGCGGGACCAUAAGAGCCCAAACAUCGUCAGCUACCUGGACAGCUAUCUGGUGGGUGCUGAGCUGUGGCUGGUCCUGGAAUAUCUGGCUGGAGGCUCCCUGGGGGAUAUGGUUAAGGUGACCCAGAUGAAUGAAGGACAGACAGCAGUGGCCUGCAGGGAGUGUCUGCAAGGUCUGGAUUGCCUUCAUUCCAACAACAUCAUCCACAGGGAUAUCAAAGGCUGUAACAUCCUGCUUGGGAUGGACGGGUCUGUGAAACUGGCUGAUUUUGGCGUCUGCGCUCUGCUCACCCCUGAGCAGAGCAAGAGGACCAGCUACGCUGGAACUCCACACUGGAUGGCUCCAGAGAUCCUGAAGGAAGAGCCCUAUGGUGCCAAGGUGGACAUCUGGUCCCUUGGCAUCACGGCAGUGGAGAUGGCCGAAGGAGAGCCUCCCUUUGCCAGUGAAAGUGACAACAGGGUGUGUGAUCUGCUAGCUGCUGGUGAGACACCAAAGCUGCAGAACCCCGAGGAGCUCUCUGCUGCCCUUCUCAGCUUCCUUCAGUACUGCCUGGAGGUGGAUGUGGACAGGCGCUGGUCUGCCAGGGACCUGCUGCAGCACCCAUUUGUGACAGCGGCAGGGCCAGUCUCCAGCCUGAUCCCGCUGAUCACUGCAGCCAAGGAAGCCAAGAACAGCUGCCAUUAG